This is a messenger RNA of Musa acuminata subsp. malaccensis (wild Malaysian banana), 1329 nucleotides long. RefSeq lists its product as uncharacterized. The record is from RefSeq and is a predicted model, not a curated record. Lineage: Eukaryota; Viridiplantae; Streptophyta; Magnoliopsida; Zingiberales; Musaceae.
CUCCUCACCGGCCACAACCCCGAGGCGAACGUUAAUUAGCUACACCCUUCCUCUUCUCCCCACUGGCGGUGUCCCGACCCCGCGAGAACCGGAUCCUGUCACCGCCCACCAGCCGAGAGCGAUGAUCUCUGCCGAGACCGCCUCCCGGCCGCCAGAUUCCGCGACGGCGGCCGCGACGCCGCCUUGCGCCUUGUUCAAGACGUGGGGAAGCCAGCGGCUCCUCCCCUUCGUAAACGCGAGCGGCAAGGGCAAGACCGCCGUUGCGGAGGCGGAGGGGGCGUCCAUGAGGAACCCAGCGUGCGGUGACGACGCGGGGCUCGAUCAGGUGAGGGAGAAGCUCUUGGUUCACCUCCGGGAGGCGGCGGACCGGAUGAAGUUCGUGGUCCCCUCACCGCCUCUCCCGUCGCAACAACCCAAGGACGGGAGGCCGUGGAACCUGAGGGCUCGGCGGGGGCGGCCCAGGGUUCCGACAGAAAUUGAGCAGCAUCUUGGGGGGUCACCGUCGCCCGCGGUAGAGAGGAGGGCGGCACGGGCGAGGCCGGCGGAGUCGGACCGUCCCAGGUUCUCGAUCUCUCUCUCGAGGGAGGAGAUCGAGGAGGACAUCUACGCGGUGACCGGAUGCAGGGCUCGCCGCCGGCCCCGAAAGCGGCCCCGAGUCGUCCAAAAGCAGCUCGACGGUCUGUUUCCCGGCGCAUGGCUGUCGGAGGUCACCGUCGACUCGUAUCGGGUCCCGGAGUAGCCUUUUGCGGGAGGUAAGUAUACCUGCGGUGACGUGAAUCAGUCAACCAAAGAUUCUCGAUUUGCCUCACACGGCAAUUCGGUUCGAACAGUAAGCAAUCCAAAAGAGCCUUUUGGCUAAUUCUUUUACUCGCAAAAGGUGAGGGAAUUCGGUUGCACUGUCAUUGUGGUGUGUUGUGUUUGAAAGCAUCCCCUGCUUCUAAUUUGUAGCUACAGAUCUGGAAACAAUUAUUGAUGCCACCCAGAUUAGUUUAUUUAUGUAUGAGCUAAUAAUACUUAGCAUGGUGGGCAGUUUCUUUCCAGGGGUCGUAUAAUUGCAGGAAUAAAUGUGUCUCGAGUUUGGUUGCUUCAUAGUUUUAAUACCCCCCCCGUCCUUUGUCUGUGUGUUUUGGCAGUACCUUCUUUGCUCAAUUCAUAAGACAUGGAAGAAGCAAGAUUUGGCGUUGAGAUCGGCACCAUGGAAAAGGGUUGGGGUAAUUAAUUGGUGGAAAAUUCCAUUGAAGGUGUUUCCAAAUUUCUCUUUUGGCAUGUACAAUUUGUCUCUAAAUGAAACGAAUCAUGGGAAGGGGGUGAAUGAAAUGAUUUCUUUUU